GAUAACAAUCGUGCAGAAAUUUACGCAGUAGUUCGUGCUCUUGAAACAUGCGAAAAUCGAGAAAAGGUACUUGAGAUUAGGACCGAUAGCAGAAACGUGGUUAACGCGUUUGAAGGUUGGAUCAACACGUGGAAAAUGCGUGAUUGGAAAACAUCACGCAAUGUG
Dentiscutata heterogama is the source of this 165-nucleotide messenger RNA. The record is from the annotation of a GenBank genome assembly. NCBI's taxonomy places the organism in Eukaryota, Fungi, Glomeromycota, Glomeromycetes, Diversisporales, Gigasporaceae.